Messenger RNA from Macrosiphum euphorbiae (potato aphid), 477 nucleotides. The record is from the annotation of a GenBank genome assembly. NCBI's taxonomy places the organism in Eukaryota, Metazoa, Arthropoda, Insecta, Hemiptera, Aphididae.
AUGAUAGUGCAAAUAAUAAAAAGAUGGCAGGAUGGAGACUGGGAUGGAUAUCCUCCUACUCAACGAUCCCUUGUGCCGCUUUUCAAUUCAUUUGGCCCAAAUAGCCCAAUGUCUGCCAUAAAUUUCAAAUUCACUAACUACUACAACAACUGUAAGUUUGAUCCAACUUCACCUAAUGACACGUUACAAAUCAGUAAUGCAAGUUCACCAAGCACGAGUGGUGGAGUAGAAUGCCCACGUUGUGGAAGGCAUUACAAACUUAAAAGCUCAUUACGAAAUCAUCAAAAAUGGGAAUGCGGAAAGGACCCACAAUUCCAAUGUCCAUUUUGCAAUUAUAGAGCUAAACAAAAAAUGCACGUUGCUCGGCAUAUUGAACGUAUGCAUAGAGAAAAAUGCUCAGAAGAAUUUCAGAAUAUUACUGGGCAAACUACAACAGCUGCAACAACGGCAACAGCUGUAGGAGAUAUUAACUCAUAA